Messenger RNA from Penicillium waksmanii, 333 nucleotides. RefSeq lists its product as uncharacterized. The record is from RefSeq and is a predicted model, not a curated record. Bases 1 to 333 code for a protein of 110 amino acids. The transcript is spliced from 2 exons. NCBI's taxonomy places the organism in Eukaryota, Fungi, Ascomycota, Eurotiomycetes, Eurotiales, Aspergillaceae.
AUGUACUUCGUACUCGGCACGCUAACGCGUCGGCGCGCCGAUCACCACGGUUGUGCGGUCCACAUGAUUGGCUCGCAUAGCUACCGCCCCACAUUGGCUGAUUUCAUUGGUUCGCAUACACCUGUCAAUUCAUACAGUAACGAGAUGUUCUAUAUUGUGGGUGCUCGGCUGGAGGAGCUAGAAUGGUACGCUUUGAAGGCGACGCCCUCGUUGAAAGAAAAGAUCGAAGUGAUCGUCCCCGGCAAAGGGAGCAACUCGCCGAGUGACACCGCGCAGAGUUCGCUCAGCGGCACUCCCGGUACAAACACGCCGGGCCCCGGCAACCAGUGUUAG